This is a messenger RNA of Bombus pascuorum, 466 nucleotides long. It is a transcript of the gene cni, whose product is annotated as protein cornichon. Gene Ontology annotation, biological process: endoplasmic reticulum to Golgi vesicle-mediated transport. Bases 56 to 466 code for a protein of 136 amino acids. The transcript has 3 exons. The record is from RefSeq and is a predicted model, not a curated record. Gene Ontology annotation, cellular component: endoplasmic reticulum membrane; COPII-coated ER to Golgi transport vesicle. Lineage: Eukaryota; Metazoa; Arthropoda; Insecta; Hymenoptera; Apidae.
GUCAAAUUAUGUUACUUGAAUCAACUUAUUACUAGCAUCACGUACAGUUAUUACAAUGGCGUUCAGUUUAGCCGCUUUUUCAUAUAUCGUGGCCUUAAUUGUAGAUGCUGUUUUAAUCAUUUUUGCAAUAUUUCAUGUUAUUGCAUUUGAUGAAUUAAAAACUGGCUAUAAAAAUCCGAUUGAACAAUGCAAUAGUUUAAAUUCGCUAGUUAUUCCAGAAUAUGGAUUACACAUUUUAAUCAACAUUUUAUUUCUAAUUAGUAGUCAAUGGUUUGCAUUGCUUUUAAACAUGCCAUUGAUAAUAUAUCACUUGUGGCAAUAUUAUCAUAGACCUAUCAUGUCUAAACCAGGUCUUUAUGAUCCUACUAGUAUAAUGAGUGCUCAAGCUCUUAAAAUUCAUCAAAGGGAAGGAUGGAGUAAACUUAUAUUUUAUCUUUUAUCAUUUUUUUACUAUUUAUAUGGGUAA